Jaculus jaculus (lesser Egyptian jerboa) is the source of this 2034-nucleotide messenger RNA. It is a transcript of the gene Sptlc2, whose product is annotated as serine palmitoyltransferase long chain base subunit 2. NCBI's taxonomy places the organism in Eukaryota, Metazoa, Chordata, Mammalia, Rodentia, Dipodidae. Gene Ontology annotation, molecular function: serine C-palmitoyltransferase activity; pyridoxal phosphate binding. The record is from RefSeq and is a predicted model, not a curated record. The transcript has 12 exons. The coding region runs from base 74 to 1759 and encodes 561 amino acids. Gene Ontology annotation, cellular component: serine palmitoyltransferase complex. Gene Ontology annotation, biological process: ceramide biosynthetic process; sphingosine biosynthetic process.
AGCGGGAGUUGGCGCCGACGCCGCCGCCGCCGCGCUCCGCAGAGUCUACCCUACGGCUGGUGCUACCGGGACGAUGCGGCCGGAGCCGGGAGGCUGCUGUUGUCGCCGCCCCGUGCGGGCGAACGGCUGCGUGGCGAACGGGGAGUUGCGGAACGGGUACGUGAGGAGCGGAGCCGUCGCCGCCGCCGCCGCUGCCAGUCAGAUCCAUCAUGUUACAGAAAAUGGAGGACUGUAUAAAAGACCAUUUAAUGAAGCUUUUGAAGAAACACCCAUGCUGGUUGCUGUGCUCACAUAUGUGGGGUAUGGUGUACUCACCCUCUUUGGAUAUCUUCGAGAUUUCUUGAGGCAUUGGAGAAUUGAAAAGUGCCACCAUGCAACAGAGAGAGAAGAACAAAAGGACUUUGUAUCCUUGUAUCAGGAUUUUGAAAACUUCUAUACAAGGAACCUCUACAUGAGAAUAAGAGACAACUGGAACCGACCAAUCUGUAGUGUGCCUGGAGCCAGGGUGGAUAUCAUGGAGAGACAGUCUCAUGACUACAACUGGUCAUUCAAGUACACAGGGAAUAUAAUUAAGGGUGUGAUCAACAUGGGUUCCUACAACUAUCUUGGAUUUGCCCGAAACACUGGAUCAUGUCAGGAAGCAGCUGCCAAAAUUCUAGAGGAGUAUGGGGCUGGAGUGUGCAGCACUCGGCAGGAGAUUGGAAACCUGGACAAGCAUGAAGAACUAGAGACACUUGUAGCAAGGUUCUUGGGAGUAGAAGCUGCUAUGGCCUAUGGAAUGGGAUUUGCAACAAAUUCAAUGAACAUUCCUGCUCUUGUUGGCAAAGGUUGCCUGAUUUUGAGUGAUGAACUGAACCAUGCAUCACUGGUUCUAGGAGCCAGGCUGUCAGGAGCAACCAUUCGAAUCUUCAAACAUAACAAUAUGCAAAGCCUAGAGAAGCUUUUGAAAGAUGCCAUUGUUUAUGGUCAGCCUCGGACAAGAAGGCCCUGGAAGAAAAUCCUAAUCCUUGUGGAAGGCAUAUAUAGUAUGGAGGGGUCUAUUGUUCGCCUUCCUGAAGUGAUUGCCCUGAAGAAGAAGUACAAGGCGUACUUGUACCUGGAUGAGGCACACAGCAUUGGGGCUCUCGGCCCCUCUGGGCGAGGCGUGGUAGACUACUUUGGCCUGGAUCCUGAGGAUGUAGACGUUAUGAUGGGAACGUUCACAAAGAGCUUCGGUGCUUCUGGAGGAUACAUUGGAGGCAAGAAGGAGCUGAUAGACUACCUGCGCACACAUUCUCACAGUGCCGUGUAUGCCACGUCCCUGUCGCCACCUGUGGUGGAGCAGAUCAUCACCUCCAUGAAGUGCAUCAUGGGGCAGGAUGGCACCAGCCUUGGCAAAGAGUGUGUGCAGCAGUUGGCUGAGAACACCAGAUAUUUCAGGAGACGCCUGAAGGAGAUGGGGUUCAUCAUCUAUGGAAAUGAAGAUUCUCCAGUGGUGCCUUUGAUGCUGUAUAUGCCAGCCAAAAUAGGCGCCUUUGGACGAGAGAUGCUGAAGCGAAACGUUGGUGUAGUCGUGGUGGGAUUUCCUGCUACCCCAAUUAUUGAGUCCAGAGCCAGGUUUUGCCUGUCAGCUGCUCAUACCAAAGAAAUACUUGAUACGGCUUUAAAGGAGAUAGAUGAAGUCGGGGACCUGCUGCAGCUGAAAUACUCCCGUCAUCGGUUGGUGCCUUUACUGGACAGGCCCUUUGAUGAAACUACGUAUGAGGAGACGGAAGACUGAGCCUUUCUGGUGCUCCCUAGAGCAGGGGACUCUCCCACCCACAACAGUGUGUGGCCUUUCUGAGCCAGUUCCAGGAACCACACUUCGGUGACCACCUCAUGUGAAAGACAUUUCCUCAGUUACUGAAGGAGGCCACAUACACUCCAAAUGGCAUUUUGUAAAUAGUGAAAAAAACUGCUUCAUAUUCUUCCCUUUGCUAAGUCUCCCCUUUACAAAAAAAAAAACAAACAAAAAAAGAGGCGGUUACUUUUUCCAUUAAACAAUGUUUUAUUUUA